AUGGAAGAGAUGGCUGGGAAGUAUCUGCAAGCACUUGUUGACCGAAACCUGAUUUUGGUUUGUAAGAGGAGUUGUAGUGGAAAGAUCAGAAGAUGCAGCAUGCAUCAACUCUUAAGAGAUGUAUGUGUCCGAAUUGCUUCCACGCACAACUUUCUGCACGUUGUUGAGUCUGGGGGAUGUGUGACCAAUGAAAGGCCUUAUAGUACUCCGCGAAGACUAAGCAUUCAUCCUGAUGCUCUACAUGUUAAAUCCACAGAUAAAUUGUGGAAUUCUUAUCACAGUGUUCUUUCUGUUCUCUGCAUUGCUAGUCAACCAGUUAAAAAUCCAAUAGUUAUCUUCUCAAGAUUCAUGUUUCUCCUAGUACUAGAUGUUCUUCAAGUUCACUUUGUUGAGUUUCCUCGUGACAUCAUUAAAUGUUUUCGUCUAAAAUAUCUUGCUUUACACUAUGAUGGUUCACUCCCUCGAUCCAUAUCCAAACUCAAGUAUCUUCAAACAAUUGUCCACCAUUUUUCAUUUCGCAACUAUUGCUUACUUCCUAUGGUGAUCUGGGAUAUGCCUUCUCUUAGGCAUCUUUAUAUGAAGCCAGGUUGCUACUUAUCAAAACCUUUUAGGUGGCCUUUUCCCCUGAGUUUACCGAGUCUUCCAUUCUUGCAAACGCUUGUGGGAAUUAGAAACUUCAAAUGGAGCAAAGGCAUCAUUGGAAGAAUUCCCAAUCUGAAGAAUCUGGUUAUUUCAUAUGAUGUCUCCUCUUCUGUAUAUUGGCCAGCGUAUCAGCAUGAAACACUUGCAUAUCAGCACCGACUUGAGAGUUUGAAGAUCAUUAUCAAGUAUAAUGAUGAUGAUGAUGAUGAUGAUGUAGAGACAGCCAUUUCUCUUGAUCCACCAAAGCUUGAAUUCCCUGAAAACCUUAAAAAGUUGUGUCUAAAAGGUUGUGGCGUUUCAUCGGAAUGCAUGACAAGUAUUGGUAAAUUGUCAAAUCUGACGGCUCUAAAACUGAGAUGUGGCGCAUUCUCUGGCCCAUCAUGGGAGAAUGUGGAAGGGGAGUUCCCUGAACUGGCGUUCCUACUUCUGGGAGAUUUACGUUUGACGACAUGGCUAACUGAUGAAGCUCCCUUCCCGCGUCUUGAAUGCCUUGUUAUAAGGUUGUGCCACAAGCUAAAGGAGAUCCCUUCUACCAUUGGUGAAAUAUCAACACUGGAGAAGAUCAAGUUGGUUGAAAAGAAGAGAGAGGCAGGUGAAAUGAAUUUGGAGGCAGGAGGAGUCUUUCCCGGAAGGAUGCAGCUUAUUUCCGAUGUCAUCCAAAGCACAGUAUGUGAUAUCCUGCUUGUAGUGAUUGUCCUUGCCAUUGUGUUCAGGAUGUUUGAUCUCGGAACCACGCAGACUAAGCAUGACUCUGAUAGUAGUCGCCCGUGGCUCAUGUACUGA
This is a messenger RNA of Salvia splendens (bonfire salvia), 1425 nucleotides long. RefSeq names its product putative late blight resistance protein homolog R1B-8. Bases 1 to 1425 code for a protein of 474 amino acids. The transcript has 3 exons. Lineage: Eukaryota; Viridiplantae; Streptophyta; Magnoliopsida; Lamiales; Lamiaceae. The record is from RefSeq and is a predicted model, not a curated record.